This is a messenger RNA of Helianthus annuus (common sunflower), 2117 nucleotides long. Its product is annotated as zinc finger CCCH domain-containing protein 55. The transcript has 5 exons. Gene Ontology annotation, molecular function: metal ion binding. Bases 545 to 1879 code for a protein of 444 amino acids. NCBI's taxonomy places the organism in Eukaryota, Viridiplantae, Streptophyta, Magnoliopsida, Asterales, Asteraceae. The record is from RefSeq and is a predicted model, not a curated record.
UAUUAUCUCCAAAUCACCAGUUGACUCGUACAAUUGAAUAACCUAAAAUCUGAAGAUCCACUCAUUCUCCUUCGAAUUGCAGCUACCUGCUCUACAAUGGCGUAAUAAACCGACAAUCACAUCGAAUUCUACUGUUUUUUCUUCGGUUACAGAUGGCUGUGUUUUUUCUCGCCCACGUGAUAUUAUCUUCAAAAGUCAUAUCUUCGUCUUGUGGUCCCACAUAUUCAAAUUGUGGAAAUCCACAUCGGUCUUAUUAUAGCCAACCUUUCUUGAUCAUGCGCAACACAUAGGCAAUGCCUUUCCCUCGCUACCAUUCAUGGCACUUUUGUCCAACUAUAUAAUAAAGAAAACCACACUUCAACAUUUUCGAGCUAUUGAUUUUAGGCACAUGAGAGUUUUGGAAGGAUCUUCUACAUGACAUUGGUUCAAUUGUUGAUUGUGUUGGAACUGUCUUCAAAUUGUUUGCAACAAUCUUUUACAACAUACAUGAUUAUACUGUAUUAUAGUUACCGAAGGUAUAAAGCUGCAGAAUCUUGCUGGGAUUAUGAGUGGUAGACGUAGAAGAUCAGAAUCCUUAUGGGAUAGAAAAGAAGCUGAAAACGAGACCAAAGAGUUUGAUUCCGGCGGUGAUUCACCUAAACGGUCAAAUUCGGAAAUUAACGAUGUUCUGAUGUCUGAUGAUUUUUCUAUGCAAGGAAAUGAAAGCAUGUUAAUAGAUAAUGAUAACAUCGGUGACAAACAUGGAAUGAAGAUGGACCCUGCUUUUGACGAGUGGGAAGGUCAAUACGGUCAAUCCUAUAGGGGCGACGGUCGAGUAGCAGGCGGCAAGGAUAGAGCUCGUAGUAGGAGCAGGAGUUGGAGUCCACACCGGGACCGAGGUCGGGACCGGGGUAGGACUCAUGGGUUAGCCAGAAGCAGGAGCCGGAGUAGGAGUAGAGGCAGGGAACAGGACAGGGCUAUGAGCCCAUCUAGAGAUGGUGGUUCGAACCGACUUGAUAAUGAUUCAGCCAAAAAGUGGAGUAACAAUAGACCAGAAUACUCGGGUGGGUCCCAGUACCAUAGAACCCACAAGAGUGGUUAUAAUAAUGAUCAAGAUCACAGGCGUCAGUCAAAUCAAAAUAUCAAACCGUGCAAGUUUUUUAUUAUGGGUAGAUGCAACCGCGAUAACUGCCGGUUUUCACAUGAUGUUCCAAAAUCAGACUUCUAUGAAGGAAGGUCACAGGAUCAUAAUGAUUAUCCUAAUCCAAACCCUAAUUUUCCCGACAAUAACUACUCUGAUAGUGGCAAUAUUAAUUUAAACGGGAAUGGACAUAAUCGUCAGUUGAAUCGUUCGGUUAAAGAAGAUGGAAAACCUCUAGAAGCUUCUAGAAACGAUAUCCCACAAGCAAGUAGUCUCCCUCAGAUAUCUCAAGACCUAAAUUUCGCGAAUGCGCUUGGGUUGCUUUACUCUACAGUGGUCAACGAGCCGGUCAAAGCUGGUGCAUCAAUGGAGAAUCAAAAGUCAACAGAACCAGUUGGGAACAUGGAAGUAAAUGUGAACAAAAAAGCUGAAAAAUCCAAUACGAAUGUUGGAAAAACUGAAGUGGAAGGAAAAGUAGACGAGGGUAAUAUGGGAAAUGAUGAAAAGGCGAUGCGGGGUUUUAAGAUCGCGCUUGUGGAAUUUGUUAAAGAGAUUUUAAAGCCGACGUGGAAAGAAGGUAAAAUGAGUAGAGAGGUCUAUAAAACGAUUGUGAAGAAAGUGGUUGAGAAAGUUACGAGUACCAUGCAAGGAGUUCAGAUCCCACGAACGCAAGAGAAAACGGAUCAAUAUUUGACGUUUUCUAAAUCGAAAAUUACUAAACUUGUUGAGGCAUAUGUGGGAAGGCAUGUGAAGGCUUAACAAGCGGUUGUAGUGAUUACUUAAGGUGAGUUAAUAGUUUUAUUAUAGUUGGUGCAAGAGAUUGUUUGUUUGUUGUUAUUGUUAAUUGUAUUGCCUUGUAUUAAUUUAAGAGACUAUUGCUUGUAUUAGAAGAUAAUAAAAUGAUAUGAGUCUAGAGGUUAAAAGGGUUGGGAUUGGCCUGCUCUUAAUUAGUUGUUUUUGUGUCUUUUAUGGUAAUGGUUAAUUGAACUUAUAGACA